Messenger RNA from Pollicipes pollicipes, 597 nucleotides. RefSeq names its product aldo-keto reductase family 1 member B7-like. The coding region runs from base 90 to 506 and encodes 138 amino acids. Gene Ontology annotation, molecular function: oxidoreductase activity. The record is from RefSeq and is a predicted model, not a curated record. NCBI's taxonomy places the organism in Eukaryota, Metazoa, Arthropoda, Thecostraca, Pollicipedomorpha, Pollicipedidae. The transcript has a single exon.
AGUCCGCCGCGAUAAACAACACCGGCCGGUUGUGGGGCGGCUCAGUCGCGCCUAGGCCGGUACGGACCGAGGAGGCACCGCCACGCACCAUGAACACGUCGGUGACGCUCUCGAGUGGGCAGCGGAUGCCGCUGUUGGGGCUGGGCUGCUCGCGUGCGUCGAGCCAGGAGGUGGCGGCCGCUGUGGAGGCCGCCCUGCUAGCCGGCUACCGGCACAUCGACACCGCGUACUUCUACCGGAACGAGGACGGCGUCGGAGAGGGCAUCCAGGCCGCCCUGAAGUCGGGCAAGAUGACCAGGAGCGACCUCUUCGUGGUCACCAAGCUGCCCAUGAUCGCCAUGCAGGUCAGCAAGGUGGAGAAAUACCUGAAGAGGUCGCUGAAACUACUGGGUCUCGACUACGUCGAUCUGUACCUUGUCCAUUCGCCGUGCGGGUGUGUGGAGAGAAGUGAGACGGACGUCUUUCCCACACAGGAUGGGAAAACUGCUGGUAGAUUGUUCGACUGACCUGAUCGCCGUGUGGAAGGAAAUGGAAAAGAUGGUGAAACUUGGCCUGACAAAAUCGAUUGGCGUAUCCAACUUCAACGCCAAGCAAGUU